Messenger RNA from Biomphalaria glabrata, 629 nucleotides. Its product is annotated as acidic phospholipase A2 E-like. Lineage: Eukaryota; Metazoa; Mollusca; Gastropoda; Planorbidae. The record is from RefSeq and is a predicted model, not a curated record. Gene Ontology annotation, biological process: arachidonate secretion; phospholipid metabolic process; lipid catabolic process. The transcript is spliced from 5 exons. Gene Ontology annotation, molecular function: A2-type glycerophospholipase activity; calcium ion binding. The coding region runs from base 150 to 605 and encodes 151 amino acids.
ACCAAUUUGAUUCACCAACGCUGACUAGAACAAGAGUAUUAUGAUUUCACCAUGAGAGGUCAGGUUGACAUGUGGUAUGAUUAUAAAACAAGCGCUGGACAAAGAAUUGGCCUCUGGAAGUAUCAAGAAGAGAAUCGCUUGACGUCAAGAUGACUGACAAACUGCUUAGCGUCAAACUGAUGACCUUAAUCUUUGUAAGUUUGGCAGUGACCUUCCCAGAGCGGACCAAUAGUGCCUUUUCCAGAACUGAGCGAAGUUUUUUAGACUUGUGUACCGUUGUGAAUACCCAUACACGUCGAGCUUGUCUAGAUUAUCUAGGCUACGGCUGCUUCUGUGGCCUUGGGGGUCAAGGCCAGCCACUUGAUGACGUAGAUAAAUGCUGUCAAGCUCACGAUGACUGCUACGGCAGACAUAGACAAUGUGUUGCUUACUUUCAAACGAUCAAUAUGGACUGUAAAGACGGAAAAUGCACGUGUACAGAUCCCAAGACGUCUGGUUGUCCCUACAACGUCUGUCAAUGUGAUGUCCAGUUUGGCGCAUGUUUAAAUACAGCAACCUUCAACAAAGACUAUGCUAAUUACGACAAGGACAAGUGCAUUUCAUGAAAUAAAACACAUUGAUUAAAAAUA